UCUGGUAACGACCUGCAAUCAUGCUCAGUCCCAAAAUGCAAAAAACUGUGAGAGUAAAUGAUUCCCAAUUGGUCAUGCUCUCAGAGAAAGCACAUUACGAUCAUUUGCUGUCAGGAUAUUUGUACAAAAGGACAGCUGACUCCACCAAGUGGCAACAACGAUGGUUCGUUCUCUAUCAGAAUCUGUUAUUCUAUUACGAGAAUGAGGCUUGCUCACGACCCAGUGGUGUCAUUCUGCUGGAAGGCUGUUAUUGCGAUCGACUCAUCACCGCCAAAGGCAAAGAGCCGGAUAAACAGCACUGUUUCGCGAUAUCGUACAGGAGGGAGAACCAACGGCAAUACGAGCUAAAAGCGGCCACAGAGACGAACUGCAAAGCGUGGAUCGAUGCGAUACGAGAAGCUAGCUUCAACAAAUUGUUGCUACAAAAAGAGGAGCUCGAGCAGAAGCAUCUGCACCUGUUGCAAAUUGUUGAAAGCGAGAAAACGGCUAAGUGGCAGUACACCCAACAAUGCGAGGAAUUGGCGUCGGAAAUAAAAAAACUCCGAGCAGAGCUGUGUGCCCUGAAAAAAGAGCUAAGGCCUUCUGUAAUGCCGAUAUACGCCAGUCGACCGGCGGUUCAAAGAACUAUGUCCCAAGGUACCGGAAGUUUGUACAGCACAUUCCAUUCAUACAAUGUCGGUGCUCACAGUUCCGGCGGCUUCGCUCCCGGAUUACGCGAUAUCUCGGAAGGCUCUAUCGAAAUGCAAAAAGUUAAGAAGGUUCAGAGCUUUUUCAGGGGUUGGCUGUGCCGACGACGUUGGAAGCAAAUUGUUGAACAGUACAUCAAGAGCCCGCAUGCCGAGAGCAUGCGCAAACGGAACAGCCUGGUAUUCCAAAUGGUGGAGGCCGAGGAGGAGUAUACGGAGCAGAUGGAGAUUUUAGUAAGCUGUUUUCUGAGGCCUUUCAAGAUGGCUGCCAGUUCAAAGAAACCCCCAUGUAGUCACGAGGAUGUGAAUAGCAUAUUUUUGAAUAGCGAAACCGUGCUGUUUCUCCAUCAAAUCUUCCUGAAGGGUCUCACCUCGCGUAUGGAGAGCUGGCCCACUUUAGUUUUAGGUGACUUGUUCGACAUGUUGCUACCGAUGUUAUCCAUAUAUCAAGAGUACGUGAGAAACCACCACUAUAGCCUUCAAGUAUUGACUGAGUGCAAGCAAUCGUCACCGUUCGUGGCGUUGCUCAAUAGGUUGGAGAACAAGACUGCCUGCCACGGACGAUCCUUGGAGACCUUUCUAACAUAUCCCAUGCAUCAGAUUCCAAGAUACAUAAUUACUUUGCACGAGUUAUUGGCACAUACGCCAUAUGAUCAUGUGGAACGUAAGAGCCUUCAGAAUGCCAGGCAACAGCUGGAGGAUCUCUCGAGGCAAAUGCAUGAUGAGGUGAGCGAAACUGAAAAUCUAAGAAAAAAUCUAGCAGUGGAGCGUAUGAUUGUCGAGGGAUGCGAUAUUUUACUGGACGUCAAUCAAGUCUUUGUUAGACAGGGUUCACUCAUACAACUCGUAGAUAAACCGCGUGGUGCGCGAAGUAGAUUGAGCGCUACUUUUGGCGGCAAAGCCGCGAGCGACAGGGAGGCUGUUAGACAGUGUUUUCUUUUCUCGAAUCAUCUGUUGCUCACAACGCGACAGUCCGAUGAUGACGGCCGUUUAAAUUUGGUCGCACAGAUUGGCAAGAUACCUCUCUCCGAUGCGGUGCUGAUUGAAGAUCCGAGUGACCAGGGCGCCAUAGAUGAUGAUGGACUGUCAGUAUGUUCGAUGUCAAGCGGCAUCAGUGAAAGUAGCGGAAGUGGUAGCGGCAGUGGAACUUCCCAGUUGCAGAAUCGCGACUUCAAGAUUAUACUUGAUAUAAAAUCCGGUGGACCGCAGGUGAUCGUCCAUCUCGUGGCGCCUACCAUGCAAACAGGCAGAAAACUAAAGACAAGGAUUGCAGAACAUCGCAAUCACAUUAAAUACAACACGUCGGCACGAUCGGUAAUAACGGAGCAUAGGAGACAACUCGACCACGAAUUUAAAUGGGAGGAGGUCGAAAUCUUAGAUGAAGAGCCCAGCUAUCGGAGACGUUUAGUUUCAGAGAUGAUUAAUAUCAGGAAACAAAAGAAUGGUAUCAAUUUGCAGACGGAUACCGAUGGCCUCCACAAAGCGCACAAGGCGGAACGAGGAGUGAAAUGGCAGGAUGGGGCCACUCUACGUCCCAAGGACGGUGAGAGCCCUGAGAAGGCGCUUCAGGGCCCCGAGGCGGCCCGAAAAGAUCCUGCGGCCCUUCAAAUUCCGCGCGCCAGGACAUGCGACACGGACAUGACGCGGUUUCCGCGAUUAGCGGAGCCGCGGUGCCACGCGCUAAUAAGACGUGAUAAGGCCCCCUCGCGGGGAUAA
Molecule: messenger RNA, 2402 nt
Organism: Trachymyrmex septentrionalis
Lineage: Eukaryota; Metazoa; Arthropoda; Insecta; Hymenoptera; Formicidae
Product: ras-specific guanine nucleotide-releasing factor 2-like
Exons: 14
Coding region: 21-2402 (793 amino acids)
Molecular function (GO): protein binding; guanyl-nucleotide exchange factor activity
Source: RefSeq, a predicted model, not a curated record